Molecule: messenger RNA, 1500 nt
Organism: Aspergillus welwitschiae
Lineage: Eukaryota; Fungi; Ascomycota; Eurotiomycetes; Eurotiales; Aspergillaceae
Gene: artA
Product: 14-3-3 adaptor artA
Exons: 3
Coding region: 160-786 (208 amino acids)
Biological process (GO): signal transduction
Cellular component (GO): cytoplasm
Source: RefSeq, a predicted model, not a curated record
GAUAAUCUUUCACAAUGGGUCACGAAGAUGCUGUCUACCUCGCCAAGCUCGCCGAGCAGGCUGAGCGCUACGAAGGUGCGUCAUUCUCGUUUUCCGACCGCCUACUUCGCGGCUACGAGUCUCGCCUCAUGCUAACAUGGCCCCUCCUGUUACACAGAAAUGGUCGAGAACAUGAAGGUCGUUGCCUCCGCUGAUGUAGAGCUCACCGUCGAGGAGCGGAAUCUCCUGUCUGUCGCCUACAAGAACGUCAUCGGUGCCCGUCGUGCGUCCUGGAGAAUCGUCACUUCCAUCGAACAAAAAGAAGAGUCCAAGGGCAACGAGUCCCAGGUCUCCCUCAUCAAGGAGUACCGUCAGAAGAUCGAGGCUGAGCUGGCCAAGAUCUGCGAUGAUAUCCUCGAGGUUCUCGACAAGCACCUGAUCCCCUCGGCCCAGAGCGGCGAGUCCAAGGUCUUCUACCACAAGAUGAAGGGUGACUACCACCGUUACCUUGCCGAGUUCGCCGUCGGCGACCGUCGCAAGGGUGCCGCCGAUGCUUCCCUUGAGGCCUACAAGGCCGCCACUGAGGUUGCCCAGACCGACCUUGCUCCCACCCACCCCAUCCGUCUCGGUCUCGCCCUGAACUUCUCCGUCUUCUACUACGAGAUCCUCAACUCCCCCGACCAGGCUUGCCACCUGGCCAAGCUCGCUUUCGACGAUGCUAUUGCUGAGCUCGACACCCUGAGCGAGGAGAGCUACAAGGACUCCACCCUGAUCAUGCAGCUCCUCAGAGACAACCUGGUAAGUUGAUGUGGUGGCACUCGUGGUUUUGGAUCAUGCUAACAGCCGGUAGACUCUGUGGACCUCGUCCGAGGCCGAGCCCGCCGCCGAGGCGAGCGCUCCUGCCGAGAAGAAGGAGGAGGCCCCCGCUGAGGGCGAGAAGCCCGCCGAGUAAAUCAAAUAAAGAUGACGAAGGACUCGCGUCCGGACUUGGAUAGGGUCGGCCGGCCGACAAUCUGGAUCUUAGACUCAGAAGGCCCGGGGUAGGAAGAGGAUGAUGAAACCAUUGCGCGCUUUGGGGUUCGUUCUCUCUGGCGAGCCCGGAAGGGAUGGGGCUUGGUUGGCCAUUCACUGGCUGACAGGUCUUGAACUUUGGAGUCAUGCUUUGGAUCUCUCGUCGCCCUCUUUGUCCCUGUUGGCCUUUUGGUGGCCUCCUUCGAUGCCGCCAGUGGUCUCGGUCUGGUCUCUUAUGUCCUCCGAUUGUCGCGGGGCUUCCUUUCAUAUCUUGAUGAUUUCGAUUUUUGCCUAUUGUCGCAAUUCCCCCCCAAAGAAUACCUUUCCCUUGUCAUCCACCCGCACUUCCACCCUAGUCAGUCAAGUCCCACCAGGACGUUGACUCUUGCUUCCCGAACUCUCUUGGUUUUACCCACCUUGUGCCACGUACGGCGUUUGUUUGUCGCCUUAGCUGAGUUUAGAUCUAAAGCCCGGCAGUGGCUAAAGAAAUUUGAAAUUUAUGAACAAGCA